This is a messenger RNA of Strongylus vulgaris, 354 nucleotides long. The record is from the annotation of a GenBank genome assembly. NCBI's taxonomy places the organism in Eukaryota, Metazoa, Nematoda, Chromadorea, Rhabditida, Strongylidae.
AUGAAGGAAAAGAUGGAAUGUGAGGAUUGUCGCGAAUACAACACUCCAGAAGGGGAGGAGCCUCUGCUCACCUUUAAAAAUGUGCUUUGUCCACAUCUACGUUAUGAUUGUGAUCAAAACACGUUAAGAUUUUCAAUUUGGCGUGGAAUUUUGGAAGUGUUGCAAAUUUUUCAAGACGCUCGUACAAAUGUGAAACAACUUUGGGAUGAUUUCAUACUUCAUGGGUUAACUGAUAUAAAUGAGAUAAAUGAAAUGCUUUUGGCGCAACCCUCUUCUGUGAUGUACCUCAGGAUCUCUUAUAUCGCCGGCGGUAAGCGAUUACGAUCUCUUUCUCAGAAAACGUAUUAUAUUUGA